This is a messenger RNA of Alnus glutinosa, 3510 nucleotides long. RefSeq lists its product as uncharacterized. Gene Ontology annotation, cellular component: cytosol; nuclear envelope. Lineage: Eukaryota; Viridiplantae; Streptophyta; Magnoliopsida; Fagales; Betulaceae. The coding region runs from base 181 to 3261 and encodes 1026 amino acids. Gene Ontology annotation, molecular function: small GTPase binding. The record is from RefSeq and is a predicted model, not a curated record. The transcript is spliced from 33 exons. Gene Ontology annotation, biological process: protein import into nucleus.
UCAUUUCUGCCACUGCUUCACUCGGCGCCCGACAUCGCCCCGCUUAUUUAAUUCCCCACCCGCUUCAAAAUCCCUCCCUUCACGCCUCUCCGAUUUUCACUACAAAGCGGGAAAACUCGAAGGAAAAGAAAGCGAUGUACUUAUAUUAUUGGUAGUAGUAUUAGGUAUCUAGUGUUGGAAAUGGCGAAUGUAAUUGAUCAAGAUCAGCAAUGGCUGCUCAACUGCUUGUCCGCCACUCUCGACCCCAACCACGAGGUCCGCACCUUCGCUGAAGCUUCCCUUAAUCAGGCCUCUCUUCAACCAGGUUUUGGAACUGCCCUAUCCAAGGUUGCUGCAAACAGGGAGCUCGCACUGGGUUUGCGACAGCUAGCUGCCGUCCUUCUGAAGCAGUUCAUUAAGAAACACUGGCAGGAGGGGGAGGAAUCUUUUGAACAUCCGGCUGUUUCAAGUGACGAAAAGGCAGUUAUACGCAGACUUCUUUUGUUGUCAUUGGAUGACUCUCAUAGAAAAAUUUGCACGGCAAUUAGUAUGGCCAUGGCAUCCAUUGCAGUCUAUGACUGGCCAGAGAAUUGGCCUGACUUAUUGCCAUUCCUGCUGAAAUUGAUAAGUGAUCAAACUAAUAUGAAUGGUGUGCAUGGAGCUCUAAGGUGCCUAGCUCUUGUCUCUGGAGACAUUGAUGAUAAAAUGGUGCCAGCACUAGUACCUAUUUUGUUCCCAUGCUUGCUUACAAUCGUGUCAUCUCCUCAGGUCUAUGACAAAUACAUCCGCACAAAAGCCCUUUCAAUAGUUUAUUCAUGCACCUCCGUGCUGGGGGCAAUGAGUGGUGUAUAUAAGACAGAGACGGCUGCACUAAUAAUACCUAUGCUUAAACCAUGGAUGGAUCAAUUCUCUAUUAUCUUAGAACAGCCAGUGCAAUCUGAAGAUCCUGAUGAUUGGAGCAUUAGAAUGGAGGUUUUGAAGUGUUUGAAUCAGUUUGUUCAGAAUUUUCCUACCCUUGAAAGUGAACUUAUGGUUCUUGUCGGACCAUUGUGGAAAACAUUUGAAUCAUCUCUCAGGGUAUAUGUGAGAUCAUCCAUUGAAGGUACAGAAGAUUCAUAUGAGGGAAGAUAUGACUCUGAUGGUGCAGAGAAGAGCCUUGAUUCAUUUGUCAUCCAGCUGUUUGAGUUUCUGUUGACCAUCAUGAGUACUGCAAGAUUGGUAAAGGUUAUUGCAGAUAAUGUCAAGGAAUUGGUGUAUUAUACUAUUGCUUUUCUGCAAAUAACAGAACAGCAGGUACAUAAUUGGUCAGUAGAUGCUAACCAAUUUGUCGCUGAUGAGGAUGAUAUCACUUACAGCUGUCGUGUCUCCGGUGCACUUUUACUAGAAGAGGUUGUCAAUAGUCUUGGCGGUGAAGGAAUUGAUGCCAUCAUGGAUGCUGCAAAAAGGCGAUUCAUUGAGUCUCAACAGGAAAAAGCUGCUGGUUCUACAGUGUGGUGGAGGAUGAGGGAGGCUACUCUAUUUGCAUUGGCAUCUCUUUCAGAACAACUGGUUGAAUUAGAGGUAUCAGGACCGGCCGGAGUUGACGUAGGAAACCUUCUGGAGCAAAUAAUUACUGAAGACAUUGGAAUUGGGGUACAUGAGUGUCCCUUUCUUUAUGCUCGUAUUUUCACAUCAGUUGCUAAGUUCUCCUCUGUGAUGAGCCGUGAAGUACUUGAUCACUUCCUCUACGCUGCUAUCAAGGCAAUUGGCAUGGAUUUGCCCCCACCUGUAAAAGUAGGUGCCUGCCGGGCACUUUCCCAGCUCCUACCUGAAGCAAACAAUGAAAUUAUUCCACCCCAAUUGAUGGAUUUAUUUUCUUCACUUACAGGUCUUCUUAACCAUGCAUCUGAUGAAACCUUGCACCUGGUACUCGAAACACUGCAAGCUGCAAUUAGGGCAGGCAAAGAAGCAUCGGCAUCUGUGGAGCCCAUCAUCUCUCCCAUAAUACUUAAUUUGUGGGCAUUGCAUGUUUCAGAUCCUUUUAUCAGCAUUGAUGCACUUGAGGUUCUGGAGGCAAUAAAAAAUUCUCCUGGUUGUAUACAUCCACUGGUAUCCCGAGUUUUGCCAUACAUUGGGCCAAUCUUGGACAAACCCCAACAGCAGCCUGAUGGAUUAGUAGCAGGAUCAUUGGAUCUGAUAAAUAUGCUUUUGAAGAAUGCUCCUACUUAUGUAGUGCAAGCAGUAUAUGAUGCCUGUUUUAAUCCUGUUAUCAGGAUAGUCCUGCAAAGUGACGAUCAUAGUGAAAUGCAGAAUGCGACAGAAUGUUUAGCUGCUUUUGUGUCUGGGGGAAGACAAGAAGUGCUCACUUGGGGUGGUGAUUCGGGAUUUACUAUGAGAAGUUUACUUGAUGCAGCUUCCAGACUUCUAGACCCUGAAUUGGAAAGCUCUGGUUCUCUUUUUGUUGGAAGCUACAUUCUGCAACUUAUAUUGCAUCUUCCCUCACAAAUGUCACUGCAUAUAAGAGACCUGGUUGCUGCUCUUGUUAGACGGAUGCAAUCUGUUCAAAUAAUGGGAUUGAGAAGCUCAUUGCUACUUGUUUUUGCUAGAUUAGUUCAUAUGAGUGCCCCAAAUGUUGAACAAUUUAUUGAUUUGCUAAUCAGCAUCCCGGCUGAAGGCUAUGAUAACUCCUUUACUUAUGUAAUGUCAGAAUGGACGAAGCAGCAAGGUGAGAUUCAGGGGGCAUAUCAGAUUAAAGUCACGACCAGUGCUUUGGCAUUGUUGCUUUCCACGAGGCAUACUGAACUGGCAAAAAUUAAUGUCCAAGGCCACCUAAUUCAGUCUGCCACGGGGAUAACCACACGCUCAAAAGCUAAAUUAACUCCAGAUCAGUGGACAAUGGUGCCGCUUCCUGCAAAGAUGCUGGCGUUGUUGGCGGAUGCAUUAAUUGAAAUCCAAGAACAACAUUUGGAUGAUGAUGAUGAGGAUAGUGACUGGGAAGAAGUUCAAACUGGGGAUGUGGAAACUGAUAAAGAUUUGCUUCAUUCACUGAGUACUACAUCAUCUGGUAGACCGACAUACAAACAUCUUGAAGCAAUGGAAAAAGUAUUUAACAAGGACCAAGAGGAUGAAUAUCAAGAUGACCAACUAAGUGUUACGGAUCCCCUUAAUCAGAUUAAUCUGGUUCACUAUCUUGGAGAUUUCUUUGUGAAUUUUUGUCAGCACGACAGACAGCUAUUUGGGAACCUUUGCCAGAGUUUGACACAGCCCGAACGAGAUGCUAUACAGAUGGUACUGAAUCGCUGAUGACUAUGUUUGGUAUGUCUACAUUGUUGGAUGCUGUUCCAUUCGUUGAUUGAAAACAAAUAUAUCUAUCUAUACAUAUAUAAUUGCCGCAGCUGCCAAGGGAGGAAAGACUAUAGGUUUGAGUUUUUAAAGCUGUAAUUUUCUUUUCCUUUUGGUUUCCUUAAAUGUAUUUUUAACAUUUAGACUGAGACUUGCAAUUUUGGAUUUAGCUUCAGUGCUGAGUGUUGAUUGAACAUUUUCUUAUGCGUA